AUGGCGGAAAAAGAACAAUUCGAUGAAUUUUUGGGUGGAUCGCAACAAUUACCAAAUGAAGUUCAUAUUAUGAAACUUGUUUCUGCGAGAGCUAGCGAAAUUGCUGCAAUGACGUAUUCUAUAGAUAAUCCUCAACAAACAAAACUUGUAUUUCAAAAACUGCCUGUAUACAUGCGCAGGCGCGUUAUGUCCCAUAAUGUCAAGCGUUUACCGCGUAGAUUACAGGAGGCACAUUUAAAUCAAAUGACCAAAUCCGGUUUUCCGCCAAAAAUUAAAAGACCAUCACGUAAAUAUCGAAGGCGACCACGAAAUUUACUCGCAGAAUAUAAACGAAGGCAAAAAAGUAAAAUUUGGUUAGAAACGCAUAUUUGGCAUGCGAAACGUUUUCAUAUGAUAGACAAAUGGGGUUACAGAAUCGCAAGUUAUGCGAACGAUAAAUGUUUCAAAGCCAAUUAUCGUGCAGUAGCAAAACACUGCUUAAUGCAAGAUAUUUCAUAUUAUAGAUGUGUCGAAAUAAAUGGCCCUGAAGAUAUUUUGAAAGAAUCUUUGAAAAGUCACUGCAAUCCAUUUGAAUUAACAUUUGCCGCGAAAAUUUUUACAUCAGGUACCCGAGAAGGGACUAUCAUGUUUUUUAAAAAAAAUGGUUAUCCUAAGUACCCAAUUGGUUACGUAAAUUUUUUAUGGAGGCCAAAUCAAUCUAUUGUAAAAACCAUAUGGAUUUGGGUGCAUCCAUCGUUUCUCGAUGAUUUUAUCACGGAAAUAAUUUCUAGUUUUGAAUUUAAAUUGAGCGAUGAUCAUUCUAUUUCUACGAAUAAUCAAGAUUCAGAAUCUUUUUUUUAUAUUAAUGAAAAACGUUGUAAGAUGAAUAUUCAUAGGAAUACUUUCAAUCGGUUUCGUUUUUAUGGACCAUUAACAAUAAAUGUUUUAACAAAUGUUCUUCAUUUACCAAAUUUUGAUGAAAUAUUUCGAUUGAAAUUAGAUACAAUGCAAUUAGAUGAUAAUCAAAUGGAUUGUGAGGAAGAUCGGAAUUCUGAUAUGUCAUGGCAUAUUGAAUAUUAUGAUAAUCAAGAAAAUCUUGAAUCUUUGAAAAAACAGAAACAAUUAUGGCAAGUAUUAAAAACAUUACAGUCACCUAGUCAGUUGCCACCAAAUAUUGUUCUUGGCUUCACGGUAUUGGAUCCAAGAUUUUAUUUACCUGAUAAAAGAACCAAGCCUCAAGAAGGAACUGAAACAACUGAGAUAAUGUCAGUACCUCCUGUAAAUGCAAAUUUUAGCCCAAUUUGGGAACAAAAGAUAAGACAGAAAGUCAGUAAAAUAUGUGUAACAACAAGUGCAAUUAAUAAACUAAGAAGUCAAUGCUUAGUACCUGGAUUAAACAAUGAUAAAUAUUUUAAUGAAAAAAUCAUAGCAAAGGUACCUAUAUUAUUAAUUCAGAAACCUGGAAUUGGUAAUACAGGUCUAAGUUCUGGAAUAGAUAUUAUUCUUCCAUCCAACUGGGCAUUGCCAUUUUGGCUUGCUUGUAUAUUUCGUUGCGUAAGAGUUGGUGUACUCAGAGAAUCAAAAUCCAUAGCAUUUGAAUAUGAAAAUAUGCAAUCACCUGAUAUCAAUGACCCAGAUACACCUGCUUAUGCAAGAGAAGCAUUAAACACUAAAUUAGAAUUAAGAGAAAAAUAUUUUCGUUAUCCACCAAAUAGGCGCGUGAAUUUCAUUAAACUCGGAAUUCGUAGUCCCUUUUUUUGUGAAUGGGAAAUCUUAAUGAAAGAAUGGGCAGCUACAGAAGAGUUUUUUGUAUUACGAAAUCGUAAACUAUCAAAAUUGUUGCGAGAAAGCUUAGUUCAAGAAGUUAAUAAAAGAAAAUAUAAUACACCAAGCAAUCGUGUACCAAGUCUUACUGUGCAAAAUGCAUUUGAGAACAGAAAUUGUUUAAUUCGCAUUAAAGUGUCCAUUAUAAAAAAGGGCUGCCCUAAAAGAUUUGCAAUAAUAUGUAUACCAAGUGAUGAAGAUAUAGAAAAAUUUAAAAAUAAUAAAAACUGGUCCGGUCCUGUAGAGAAAUUAAAUGUUGACCCGAACGAAAUUAUUCGAAAAAUAUCGCGUAAGAACCAUUUAGCUUUUUUAAAACGAUUAAAAAGACAAAGAAUACGCCACAAAAAAGCACUAAGUAAUAAAUUAAGCAAGGUGUUAAACAAAGAACUUGAAAUCUUUAAUUAUGAUAACAAAUCCAAAAAUUUACUAAAACGAAGUCGUGAAGCCGUAUACAAGCAAUCGCAAAAAAUGUCACAAUUGUGUCUUCCACAUUGUGCUAAUAUACGGAAUUCUUGUGAUAGAGAAAUUAUGGGUUAUGUAACACUGGGUGAUUUUUCGUUUACAAAAGGAAAGGGUAUAGGUUUCGGAUACGUAACAUUGAAUUCAUUAUUAGAAUUGAUUAAUAAAAAACACACCUUUGUUCUUGUUAGAAAUAUUCAGACAAGACAAUAUAGAAUUGCUACAUUAGAAGUAGUAACUUAG
Molecule: messenger RNA, 2505 nt
Organism: Eufriesea mexicana
Lineage: Eukaryota; Metazoa; Arthropoda; Insecta; Hymenoptera; Apidae
Gene: Pop1
Product: POP1 ribonuclease P/MRP subunit
Exons: 3
Coding region: 1-2505 (834 amino acids)
Biological process (GO): tRNA 5'-leader removal
Cellular component (GO): ribonuclease MRP complex; nucleolar ribonuclease P complex
Source: RefSeq, a predicted model, not a curated record